Molecule: messenger RNA, 1872 nt
Organism: Misgurnus anguillicaudatus (oriental weatherfish)
Lineage: Eukaryota; Metazoa; Chordata; Actinopteri; Cypriniformes; Cobitidae
Product: zinc finger protein 503
Biological process (GO): negative regulation of DNA-templated transcription
Cellular component (GO): nucleus
Source: RefSeq, a predicted model, not a curated record
UUACUUGAAGAUGCGCUCCGUCCUCUCCUGUCACGCGUCUCCUAACCAGAACAUUUAAGGAUUAUUCUGCUUUCAUUAUUUGGACACAUUUGUUUGUUUGGGGGAACACUUCUUCAUUUCACAAAUGUGUUUCCAGAUUACGCAUAGAGAAGUGGGACAUGAUCACAUUGCCUACGGAGUCUGCUGUAUUUAGUGUGGUUAAUCUAGUGUGGGAGAAGAACCGAACCCAUAAACCAGACCUGAUCCAGCUGCCUCCCGCAGACCCGAAGCGCCAGGCGAACCGGUUACCCGUUAAAGUGUUGAAAAUGCUCACUGCGCGCACUGGACACAUUCUGCACCCGGACUAUCUCCAACCAUUACCAUCCACUCCCGUCAGCCCUAUUGAGCUGGAUGCCAAGAAGAGUCCGCUCGCCCUGCUCGCGCAAACCUGUUCUCAGAUUGGAAAGUCUGAUUCCUCUGCCAAACUCUCAACGAUCACCUCGGACAAGGACUCCAAAUCCAGCCCACUAAAGAUCAGUGACAUCGGGGUCGAGGACAAAUCUAGUUUCAAGCCAUAUUCCAAAUCUUCGGAGAGAAAAGAGUCGAGUGGAGACAAGUCAGGAUUCCGCGUACCUAGUGCCACCUGCCGGCCCAACACGCCACGGACAGUCAGUCCAAGUUCCUGCAGUUCUGCGUCCCCGCAGCCCGGGCGCCUGGAAUCCGGAGAUAAAAUGGCCAAACGGGAAAACGAUAGAAAUAAAAGCUCAACACCGGAUAAUUCUGGGACCACGAACCCCAGCAAAACCAGCUCUGAGAGUACUAUCGAGAUAAGCAAACCGCAUGACACUUUAAAAGGCUCCCCAUCUGACACAGUUCCCGCGUCCUCAGCAUCAUCUGCUCUCGGAUCAGGGCUUGUGGCACCGGUUUCGCCCUAUAGACCCGGUCAUCCCGUAUUCCCCAUCUCCCCUGCCGGACUACACUACCCUGGAGCCCUAACGGGGCACUAUGCCAGCUACCCUCAGCACUUUUUGCCCCACGGGGUGACUCUAGACCCGAGUAAGGCCAGCAGCAGUCAGUUGAUUAAUGCUCAGCUGUCCGGAGCCGCUGGCUCUCUCAGCAGUAAGGCGGGGUCCAGUCCCCUCGCCGGAGCCUCUCCGCCAUCCAUCAUGUCCAGUAGCCUGUGUAGAGACCCGUUCUGCCUGAGCUACCACUGCGCCAGCCAUUUAUCAUCUAACAGCACGCACGACACCGCUGCAGCCACGGCCCUAAAGUCUGGAUAUCCCCUCAUGUACUCAACCCACCCCCUGCACCCUCUGUCGGCCUCUACGCCUUCAUUUACCGGACACCCUUUGUACCCAUACGGCUUCAUGCUCCCAAACGAAUCGCAGUCGCAUGUUUGUAACUGGGUAUCCGCUAAUGGGCCCUGCGACAAGCGCUUCUCGUCGUCAGAGGAACUUCUGGCGCAUUUGCGGACGCACACCGCGUUUACGGGCGCGGAUAAGCUCAUGUCAGGAUAUCCGAACUCUUUAACGAGUGCUGCAGCGAUGGCGUGUCAUAUGCCCGUACAUCCAACCGGACCGCCCGGUGCCCCGCUCACCCUCAGGAGCCCGCAUCACGCGCUUGGACUCGGCGCGCGCUAUCACCCGUAUUCCAAAAGUCCCCUGCCGACGCCCGGUGCGCCGGUGCACGCAGCUGCGGGUCAGUUUUACUCUCCAUAUGCGCUGUACGGACAGAGACUGACCACAGCCCCAGGACUCGGAUAUCAGUGAGAAAUAAGUGUAUCAAAUGGUUUUGUGUGUGUGCGUGCGCGUGUGUUGACCUCAGGGUUUAUUAAUGGGCCAUUAUUUAUUAAAGUUAGCUUUAAAGCAACAGAAAUAAACAAACAUAUUUCAA